CCGUGGGGUAUUGCCGAUAUCCCCCACCGCCCCCCUUUUCCGCUCUCUGCUCCCCUCGCCGGGCCGCUCGGCGCUGUGGUGACCGGGAGCCGCGGGGCCGCCGCCGAGGGGCACCGCCGCGGGCUCAGGUGUUGAUACCCUACUGGAAAUAUGGGGUCUGAAAAUCCAAGUCCACAGAACCCUGGCUGUAAGAUCAUGACCUUUCGUCCCACCCUUGAGGAGUUUCGGGACUUCGGGAAGUAUGUUGCCUUCAUUGAAUCCCAAGGAGCUCACCGAGCAGGGCUUGCCAAGGUGAUACCUCCCAAGGAAUGGAAACCUCGAAAAACCUAUGAUGAUAUAGAUGAUAUGGUUAUCCCAGCUCCUAUUCAGCAGGUGGUUACUGGGCAAUCAGGGUUAUUCACCCAGUAUAAUAUACAGAAGAAACCGAUGACUGUGGGAGAGUACCGACGUUUGGCUAAUAGCGAGAAGUAUUGUACUCCUCGCCAUCAAGAUUUUGAAGAUUUGGAGCGUAAGUACUGGAAGAAUCUCACAUUUGUCUCACCAAUUUAUGGGGCUGAUAUCAGCGGCUCACUAUAUGAUUCAGAUGUGGAAGAAUGGAAUAUUGGCAAUCUGAACACCCUCUUAGACAUGGUAGAACAUGAGUGUGGUAUUAUCAUAGAAGGUGUGAACACUCCCUACCUCUACUUUGGGAUGUGGAAGACAACGUUUGCUUGGCAUACGGAGGACAUGGAUCUUUAUAGUAUCAACUACUUGCAUUUUGGCGAGCCAAAAUCCUGGUAUGCCAUACCUCCAGAACAUGGCAAGAGAUUGGAACGACUGGCAAAAGGAUUUUUUCCAGGAAGCUCUCAGGGAUGCGAUGCUUUCCUCCGUCACAAGAUGACCCUUAUUUCGCCCUCAAUCUUGAAGAAGUACGGCAUUCCUUUUGACCGGAUCACACAGGAAGCUGGAGAAUUUAUGAUUACAUUUCCUUAUGGUUACCAUGCUGGCUUCAAUCACGGCUUCAACUGUGCUGAGUCUACCAACUUUGCCACUUUGCGGUGGAUUGACUAUGGAAAAAUGGCAACCCAAUGUACUUGCCGCAAAGACAUGGUGAAGAUUUCCAUGGAUGUCUUUGUGAGGGUUCUGCAACCCGAACGUUACGAUUUAUGGAAACAAGGGAAAGACAUUGCUGUCCUGGACCACAUGAAACCAACAGCUCUGACUAGCCCAGAAUUGGAUGCCUGGAAUGAGACGAAGGCUGAUUUGAAGGCUAAAUUGCUUCGCAGGAUAGGAGAUGAGGAAGAGGACAACAAACACCGGUCUCACAGAAAAAGAAGUCAACCCAGGAGGCAUAAAACAGAGGAUCAGAAGUCUCUUGGGGAUGUCAUGGCUAUUGAAACUGCCUUGGAAGAUGUGAAAGUAAAAGAGGAACUGAAAAGAGGGCCAGAUCUAGAGGAAGAGGAGAGAAGCAAAGUGGUGGAGGGAGGAGAAGGUGACUGCAAAGUAAAAACCCGUCCCCCAAAAGUAAAGGGUGAGAGGAAGAAGAAGCAUCUUCUUCAUCAACACCAGCACCAUCUGCAAGCACCUCAACCUCCUCUGCAGCAGCAGCAGCAGCUGCCGCUCCCAAUGCCACCAGCUGCAUCACAGCAGCAACUGGCAGAAGAGGCAUCAGCAGCACGGCCACCGAUACCCACAGCAGCGCCCACGUCAUCCACAGCAGAGAAGAGCUUGCCCCCAGCUCCCCUGAAUGUUAUCCAGCCCUCAGAGGCACCAGUUGAGGAAGAAGAGUUUAAGCCUCGACCCAUCAUUCCUAUGCUUUAUGUGGUUCCAAGGACCAAAAAGGUGGUGUUUGACAAAGAGCGCAUGUCCUGCCAGCAGGCAUUUGAGCAGUUUGCCACACAAAAGAGUCCUGGAUGGCGGGAACAGACGGUCCCUUUGGAAAUUCCUGUGAAGGAGGAGGCGAAUGCAGAAGCAGAAAAUGCAGAGGUUGCUACAGCAGUCAGUGAUUUACAGACUGCUGCUGCUUUUUCAAAAAUGAAGAUGGAGAUCAAGAAAAGUCGCCGUCAUCCACUGGGCAAACCACCAACUCGCUCCCCGUUGUCCGUCGUUAAACAGGAGACUUCGAGUGACGAGGAAACAUUUCCAUUUUCUGGGGAGGAAGAUGUGAGUGACCCAGAGGCUUUGAAAUCUUUACUUUCCUUCCAGUGGAAGAAUAAAGCACAUAAUUUCCCAGCUGAGAGAAAAUUCAAUGCAGCUGCUGCCCUGAGUGAGCCAUACUGUGCUGUUUGUACCCUCUUUUACCCAUACAACCAGUCCUUACAGGUGGAUAAAGAGGCUGUCCACGUCUCUGGAGGGGAGACCACCUCCUUCCUCCACCUUUCCAAGUGCGGACAAAAGACCAAGCCUCUGAUCCCAGAGAUGUGCUUUACCUCAAGCGGAGAAAAUACAGAGCCCCUUCCUUCAAAUUCAUACAUUGGGGAAGAUGGAACCAGCCUCUUGAUAUCCUGUGCCAAGUGCUGCCUGCAGGUUCAUGCUAGCUGUUAUGGAAUACGUCCUGAUUUGGUGAAUGAAAGUUGGUCUUGUUCACGGUGCUCGGCCAGUGCGUGGGCAGCGGAAUGUUGCCUGUGUAAUCUCAGGGGAGGAGCUCUUCAGAUGACCACUGAUGGGCGAUGGAUCCAUAUAAUCUGUGCUAUUGCUGUCCCUGAGGCCCGUUUUCUCAAUGUAAUAGAGCGUCAUCCUGUGGAUAUCAGUGCUAUUCCAGAGCAAAGAUGGAAGCUGAAAUGUGUGUACUGUCGGAAGCGAAUGAAGAAAGUGUCUGGUGCCUGCAUCCAGUGCUCGUAUGAGCACUGCUCCACUUCCUUCCAUGUGACCUGCGCGCACGCUGCUGGUGUACCCAUGGAACCAGACGACUGGCCCUAUGUCGUGUCCAUCACUUGCUUCAAGCACAAAGCAGCUAACCACAGUAUCCCAUUUCGGAGGGAGGUAACUCUUGGUCAGACUGUGAUCACAAAGAACCGGAAUGGACUCUACUACAGAUGUAAAGUGAUUGGCAUGACAACACAGACUUUCUAUGAAGUAAACUUUGAUGAUGGUUCCUACAGUGACAACGUUUAUCCAGAAAGCAUUACUAGCAGGGAUUGCAUCCAAAUGGGACCCCCUCCAGAGGGUGAGCUGGUUCAACUGCAGUGGACAGAUGGAAUCAUCUAUAAAGCCAAGUUUAUUGCAGCCCAGAUAAGUCAGAUUUAUCAGGUGGAGUUUGAAGAUGGUUCCCAACUAAUGGUAAAGCGUAGUGAUAUUUAUACCUUGGAGGAAGAGCUUCCUAAGAGAGUGAAGUCUCGCCUGUCCCUCAGCACAGGGGCCCCUCAGGAAGACGUAUUUUCGGGAGAUGAAGUGAAAGCAGCCAAGCGCCCCCGGGUGGGGAAUUCCAGGAAUCCUGAAGAUUACGGACAAAACUCAGAUUACUUGGCCUUUAUGGAGAGCCUGUUGCAGACACAGUACCAGCCUGGAACUCAGAGCAACAUGUUUUAACCAGGAUUCAUUAAAUACGACAUUAACCCUUUUCAACCCUGCGGAAAAAUAACCAGGAAACUGUGGAAUAGAAGGCCAGCCUGGUGCAGUAGCCUGCUGUGAAUUCCUUUCAUCUACUCUUGGUUUGGACUGCGAGAAAAUCCUGUAUGGCUACAUGCUACCUCUACUUUGCCAGACUUGUUGCUCACCAAUAGAAUAGAGAGCUUGAGACCCCUUCAGACCCUCCUUUCACAUGGAGACUUUGGAAGAGUUUGUUCUAAUGGAGCUCCGUGACUGGCUCCUUUUUAUAAGGCUUGGAAAGGGUUAAAAUUUGACAAAAAUGACUUUUUAAACCAUGUCAAACUCUUUUGUCUUUAAAGGUGCUAUUUCAUUGACUACUGAAGCAGCCUUUGGAAUUGUGAUUUCUGUACAUAUAAGUCACCUUUGUGAAGUUUUCUAUAAAUAAGCAUUAUUAAAAAAAAAGUGCAAACAAAAAAUAGGAAAAUGAAAGUUUCCACAAACAUUUUUCUAGAUUAUGGCUUUAAAACAGAAAAUGAAUAAAAUCCUCCCUGCCACCCCCAAUGAAAUGUGACUAAUACUAUGAGGGGAGAGCAAGAGCAGGUGUCCUGGGAAGUCCAGGGUUCUUUUUUGUAAAGAAACACUAUCUUCUUUGUAAUCUGGGGAAGAUGGGGAGAGAAAUAUUUCAUAGCUGGGAUGUUUCUUAAAGACAGUUCUGUUUAAAGACAUGCGAUAGAUGCGCGCAUUUCUGCCAUGUCACCAGGAAGGGGCUUAGGGAAGAAACAGCCAAGUUUUGGUCCUUCUUGUUGUCUUCCUUCCCCAUCUUUGCCAUCACGGUUGCUUUCUAGUUAAAAAUCAGCAUGGCUUUCAGUUAAAAUACGCCACUGGGUUUUGGCAAGUGUUCUGUUGCUGCUUCUUGUGUUAGCUCCUUUACGAGCCAUUCCCCUUCCCCACUGCAGACUAGAGCAUAAGGGACAGUUCUAGCGCUCUGGUAGGCAUGUCUCCCAUAGGAACCUUUUUCUUUUCUUUGUCCCCACCUUUUUUUUUGAGUUGUGCUCUUUACAGUUGUGAGAAUCAUUCCAUAACAGAAGCCUGGGAGGUGUUUGUAUGUUUUUUUUUUUCUUUUAUCCUAUUAAAGAAGAAAUUCCCUAAA
Messenger RNA from Rhea pennata, 4657 nucleotides. It is a transcript of the gene KDM4B, whose product is annotated as lysine demethylase 4B. The transcript has 23 exons. Gene Ontology annotation, cellular component: nucleus; chromatin. Gene Ontology annotation, molecular function: histone H3K9 demethylase activity. Lineage: Eukaryota; Metazoa; Chordata; Aves; Rheiformes; Rheidae. Bases 151 to 3507 code for a protein of 1118 amino acids. The record is from RefSeq and is a predicted model, not a curated record. Gene Ontology annotation, biological process: regulation of gene expression; chromatin remodeling.